Messenger RNA from Exophiala dermatitidis NIH/UT8656, 4284 nucleotides. RefSeq lists its product as uncharacterized. Gene Ontology annotation, molecular function: zinc ion binding. The transcript has a single exon. Lineage: Eukaryota; Fungi; Ascomycota; Eurotiomycetes; Chaetothyriales; Herpotrichiellaceae. Bases 2861 to 4159 code for a protein of 432 amino acids. The record is from RefSeq and is a predicted model, not a curated record.
CUCAACUUGAAUCAAUUGCACAUGCCACAUGCUUCAGGCUCCAGAAAGGCUGCAGACAUUCAUACAAUUUGUGUGAGGAAGUGCAGCUCGCUUUGGAUCAUACAGCGCACGUGAUCGCGGCUCACUCUGAGCCAGGAUGUGCUGAAAUUACUAUCGACGAGAGCCAUAUGCAUCGUUCAGGAGUGCUCUAAACCUUGGAUCCCGGUCGAAUGGUAGGGCCUCCAGUCCGUUGACUUGGAAACUGUCUCGAAGUCGGUAAUGAACUCCCAGGUGACGAACUAUACCUCGCCUUCUUCUAGCACAGGUGGCUACACCUCGUUGCGAUAGCACCAUUUUGUGGCCUCAGUUCGCCCAUUACAAUCCAAGAUUCUUCUGCACCAUUUCGUGGGCGGUCGAAAUCUUCGAUGUUGUCACAUUCCGCGGAAAGUGCGCGAUGCCAGGGGUAAUGUGGCCAUCUGGCAUGCUCGUCUUACCAUGAGCUACCGGCAAGGGAAUGACUAGUUUCGGUCAUAUCCAUACAUCCAUGUCCACUGUUUUCGCUUCGACUCAAUCGUGGUCAACAUCGCUGCGGUGCUCUCCAGUCGUCCGUAUCUCUUGGUUGAAAGGUCAUCCUCAGCGAGGCGCUCAUACAUCAAGAGCGGAUCCGACUAUCAAUGACGACCCUUGACCCGGCUUCGAGGUAACGAUGGCUUCUUUGAGCUUUUCCUCACUGAUGUCCGGGAAUCUCUUGUAGUAGUACUCCUUCUUCAGCGCUUCAGUCACAGCCACCACUUUAUCCUGUGGCACCAAGUGUACAGUGCAGCCGCCCCAGCCAGCACCAGUGAGCCGGGAACCAUAUGCUCCUGCCCUCCUUGCGAUAGAGCAUAUUUCGUCGAUUUCGGGACAGGAGCAUUCGUAGACAUUUCGGCAGGACUCCUGUGUCUUGUUCAUCAAAUCGCCAAGAUAGAGCAAUUUGUCCCCGUCCAACUUCCCGGAUGUUGUCAACGUGUCCUUGAACCUGACUACACGGCCGGCCUCUUGCAGUACAUGCAACGCACGUUGUCUGAGUUUGAAGGAGUCCGCUUGUAUAGGGAAUUUAGACAUGUACUCUUUCUCCAACGCAUCCACCGAGAUGCCCAGAAUUCCGGCGAUGUCGUCCCUAGUGUAGCUCUCCUUGUCAAGCAUAGACUUGAUGAUGUCAACCAUUGCGUCCACCUGGACAUCGAAAGGCUCAUCCCGCCGACCUUGCUUUUUCAUGAUCUCCUCCUGCAAAUUCCGCAAACAGAAUCCAAGCGAGCUGGAAUCAGGGUUGAGGGCAAUGUCAUGGAGCUUCGCCAAUACCACGCUGGCUAAAGUACACUCCACAACACGAAGAUUAUAGUGGAUAGGCGCCGUUACAGCCUUGUCGGAUGUAAUGAAGGACUGUGCAAUCAAAAAGGUAAUCUCGGGAUCAGACACAGGUACAGGAACGUGCUCCGCAAAGAAUUUGGGAAAGAAGUGGCAGUAGAGAAGAUAGCCUCGCUCGGAGAAUAUUGAUGCAGCCUGGUCCAUGCCGCCGGAAAACACGCCCACAGCACGCUCGGAUACGAUGGCCAAAUCCAGUAGGUCCUGCUUCGAAAUGUCCUGGUUGUUCGCAGCCAUAACAGCGAGCGCAGAAGCACAGACGAAGGCAGCGCUGCUUGACAGUCCGCCACCCGCGGGGACGUUGCCAUCAACCAGGAGUUCCAUUCCCUUAGGAACGAAGGUACUGCCAUGUUUGUUGCGCAAGUACUCCAAGGAUCCCUUCAAUCCAGCCAAGAAAUAGUUGACCCAAGAGUGGUGCUUCCUGUCUACUUCGACUGUGCCUGAAGUUGGGAGAUGCAUCUCUCGUUCAGGAUACUUUAUAGCAUUGACAUUGGCGAUCUUGACAGUGGGCUCAUCAGGAUUGCCAUCUUUGAUGACGCGGACGGCAAUCAGGACAUCAACAGUGACUGCUGCAGGCAAGACGUUGUACAGCGAAUAGUCAACGUGUUCGCCAAUGAUAUUGACUCUGCCGGGACUUCGUGCUACGAAGUCGGGUUUCUGGCCAUAUUUGCUGCUGAAGGACUUGAUCAAGUGGGUAAACCGAUUCCGAAGGUCGGUGGGAACGGCAUUGCCUUCUCCCGUCCCAGCAUAGACAUGCUCCAGGCAGUCCACCUCUGGUAUUGGUUUUGCCAUGUUGAUGGCGAUUAGGUGGCACGUCCUGCCCGCGAGAGUGUUUGAGGAACAAAGUAGACUUUUAUGAAGUGACAAGAGUGGGAGAGUGUAUUUUGUUGUCGAUAUAAUGUUCACACGUGCCUCAAGAGAUGAGUAUCAACACUUUUCCAGGUAUCAACAAUGGAGCCAGAAUUCAAGCGGCUCUGUUCCCGUUGAGCAUGAAGCAAUUAUUUAAAAUGUGCAAGAAAUGGUCAUGCAAACAGCAGAGAAGAAGAGAAAACGCAACGUUACAUGAGCAGAGGAGAGGUGGUAGUGGCAUUAAACAUUCAGCAGGCUGGAGUUGUCUGACCUCGCACGAAGCGGGAAAACGUCAUAGCGACUGGCUUCCGCAGCCGCAUUGAUUGCAUCUUUAAACUUACUCAGGCUGCAGUGCGGAAUGCUACACUACUUGCUCAGCCCCGACGGUCAACACACCUAGUACUACAAGGCAUCAAUAAGCAGACUUUGCACAUCAUUCAUCUGGAGACUCGCAACGACAUUGGUUUCCCUCAUGCAGUGGCCAAUGCGCUUGAGGUAGACGCCCGUUUCGGCCACUUCCCCAGGUCCAAGGCACGGCCUGAUCGUCCUCUCGGCUGAGCGAACGUUUGAACUACCACAUCCCCUACACCGCACACCUAGGCUCUGACCACGUCAAAAGCCCCCCAUCAUGAGUUCUGGCGACGCGGUGCCCGUGUCUGCGGAGGUCGAACCUGCACACCCUUCCUCGAAUCCACGCCCUCCUCCUCUCUCUCGCUCCUCAACCCUCGGGUCAAGAAAAUGCUGGAUAUGCAUGAGUGAUGCAUCAGAGGACGAUCCGAACAACCCUCCAGUGUGGCGGUCACCAUGCCAAUGCAGCCUGACUGCACACGAAUCUUGUCUCCUGGAUUGGGUGGCAGAUCUCGAAAAUCCAAAGAACCAGAAGCGGAAAGGCUCAACCAAGAUUUUGUGUCCACAAUGCAAAUCCGAGAUUAAGAUUUCAAGACCGAAGAGCUACGUUGUGAGUGCCUAUCGCGCGCUGGACCGCACGUUGGGCAAACUCGUAUUUCCUGGUCUCGGGCUGUCAGUGUUAGGUUCAUUCUGGGCCGGGGCUUGGUGCCAUGGCUUCUACUCUGUUUAUCUGGUAUUCGGGGAAGAAGACGCCACACGUAUAUUUGAGGAGGCUCUCCGACAUCCCUUGUGGCAUGUUGCGUAUGGGAUGAUUCCAGUCAACCUGAUCUUCGCUCGCACCAAUUACGCCGACUUCGUGCUACCUUCUGGCUCUUUAUUCUUGCUAGCGACACAGCUCAGUGAUGGGUUCGAAAUCGACAUGACGAUCUGGCCGCCCUUGCCCUCAACGGUUUUUGCGUGCUUGCCUACCAUCAGAAAAGCCUAUAAUUGGUGCUAUCACAUGGUCUUCUGUGAUCUCAACCGGAAAUGGCUGGAAGAAAUACAGCCAAGCCAUGCCCGGCCAGAAGAAAAUCAGGACGAAAACGGCGGGGGCUUUCAGGACAUACCGGAAGAAGUUCAGGAGGGAGAGGUUUUGCUGGAGUUAGAGGUCAAUCUGAAUGCCGAGCCUGAGCCUAUGGAAGGCGACGGCAAUGCGCCUGGCGAACAGCAGAUUGAGCAACCGCGGCCACAGAACGGCCACGUCCAUCAGAUUCUAGGAGACCGGGGCGAUCAACUGGUCGAAGGGACAUCCAGCAUCGGACAGAUGGUGUUAGGCGCUUUGGCUUUCCCCGGCGUGGCAGCAGGAAUGGGAACUCUUCUCAGCUACUUCUUGCCCUCUUCAUGGCUAAGUGCCGCCAACACUAUGAAUGGCCGCCCGGGUAUAAUGCGGACCAAAUGGGGAAGAAGUGUUGUGGGUGGUUGUCUAUUUGUUGUGCUCAAGGACGCUCUGGUGCUAUACUGCAGAUGGAAGCUGGCGCAAGGCCAUCGACAGAGGCGGAUUCUGAAUUAUGACAAGAAAACGAAGAGAUACUCGCUCUGAGAAGGCAGUCACUUUCUCUCAGGGACUUUAGAUGGGAUAUUCCCAGGCUUUGACGAUGCGAUGCUGGUGCUUUACUCAAUCAAAUAUCUUUGACGGCUGUCGCUUGCGCAGCCCUACACGCGAUA